AUGUACUUAAGUAAAGUAAAGAGUAGUAAAAAAGAGUUAAGUGCAGUAAAGUUUAGUAAUUGCAGUGAUUGUGAUACAUUGUAUACUUUAAAUAAGAAACAUUUUCUUUAUUAUAAGGAACCGACAGUUUUAAAGUAUUUGAUUUACAUAGAUCAACAAGUUAAAGAGUAUGCAUUGAAUCACUUGUUUUCAGAAUCUCUCAAUAUGUUCCAUAAGAAUAUCAGCAUGUAUGAAUAUUUUGUUUUCGAUAACGGAAAAACAAUCAUUUAUGCCACAAUUGAAUGGUUUAAUGAUAUUCAUUGCAACCUUCCAGUUCUCAAAAUUCUCAAUCGAUUCAGUAAAACAUUAUUGAAAUGGGAAAAUUUACUGAAUUAUUCCGAUAAAUUUAUUGACUUUUAUGGAUGUGAGAUAGUGUUUAUGGUUCCAAUCGACAGUAACCGAUGGAAUCGCGCAGUUGUGAACAAAGAUGCUACAAAAUUUGAAAUUUUUGGAAUUGCUCCGAUUGUAUUUCAAGAAAUGUCAACAAGAUUCAAUUUCAUUGAUGAUUAUCAGCCAGUCAGUAUUAAGUCAAACGAAGAAUUCCUUAUGACCAACAAAAUUGCCAUAAUUCAUAUUAACAACGACUUUAAAGUUCCGCUUGUAUAUUUUGAUAUCUUUCAAAUUACAUAUCGUGAUGUAUUUUAUCAUACGACAACACCAUUUCUGGAGAAUCAGAUUAAAUUGUUGCUUACGCCUGAAGAGCCAUACACCAUCUACGAAAAAUUACUUUUGCCAUUCGAUCAUCAAACAUGGAUUAGUAUCUGUGUCACUUUUUUAAUUGCCUUUGUGACUGUGUUCAUCAUUAAUCUAUUUUCUGAUAAUAUUCAUGAGCUAGUUUAUGGUAAAGGAGUUGACACGCCAGCACUGAACAUAUUGAGCACGUUCUUUGGAAUAUCAUUAAAUGUUUUACCAAGAAAAUACUUUCCACGAGUUCUUCUUAUGUUAUUCAUCUUUUUUUGCUUAGUCAUUCGGACUUGUUAUCAAAGUAAACUGUUUGAGUUCAUGACAACACUGAUGAGACGACCACCUCCACAGAGCUUGGAUGAUUUAAUUAAGAGGAACUACACGUUAUACGUACAUGAAAAUCACAUAUUUUAUAAAGAAUAUAUGAUUGAUGAAGUUGGGGUGAAUUAUAAAAAUGCUAAUUUCAAUGAGUUCCUUAAUUUAUAUGCUAAUUAUUCACAAAACGAAUCAAUUAGAGCUGCCUUACCAGUUUCGUCAGUAUUUCAACAUUUUCAAGAAUCUGUUGACAAAAAAAGCUAUCAUUGGCUUGAACUGAACAAUCAACUUCUCUUCGUUAAUCAUUAUGGAUUUGCAUAUUAUGGACUCACUUUUUUCUCAACUGCUCUGCAACAAACUGUCAAUCAAUUUAUUUCGUCGGGAAUUCUUCAACAUCUUUUUGAUACAAAUUAUAACAGGAAAUUUUCUUUCCGGUUUGAACAAAACUCUCCGACUGUUCUCACAUUACAUGCUCUUGCGUUUGGAUUUUAUAUCUGGCUUGCAACUUUCGGGAUCUCAAUUGUGGUAUUUAUAAUUGAGAUCUCAGUGUGGAUGCUUAAAAAUAGAAAAUCAAGAAGUGCUGGAAAAGAUAACAAAAAAUAUCAAAAGUAUCAUAAACGAGUAAAAUAUUGUAAAGUAUAUCCAAGUAUGUUUGAUAGUAGCCAAACUCAAAACGAUAUUAUUAAACCAGCAACUUUAAAAAAGUUCAAAGUUCACAAAAAUAAUUCAACAUCUAGCAAGAAAUGGCCUAAACCAGCCACAAUAUUGAACGCUUAA
Messenger RNA from Chironomus riparius, 1815 nucleotides. NCBI's taxonomy places the organism in Eukaryota, Metazoa, Arthropoda, Insecta, Diptera, Chironomidae. The record is from the annotation of a GenBank genome assembly.